Molecule: messenger RNA, 588 nt
Organism: Mycena indigotica
Lineage: Eukaryota; Fungi; Basidiomycota; Agaricomycetes; Agaricales; Mycenaceae
Exons: 7
Coding region: 1-588 (195 amino acids)
Source: RefSeq, a predicted model, not a curated record
AUGUCUUUCUCUAAAGUUGGCAGGGCAAAGGUUGCCGCCCACCUCUUGCUCCUCCUCCUCAACAUCAUCGUACUUGCCCUUUCGACCCGAGUUAACCUCUACCAGGAUUUCUUUUUCAUUGCUGAUCGUUUCCCCUUCGUCCUUUCCAUCAUCACCUUCGCGUUGGUUGGCACGAUGACAUUUGUGGACUUUUGCUUUAACAGUUCUUAUACUGGUCGUCCUCAGUUUGAAAUUGGUGUUUUCUCUGUCUUGGGCAUCUUUUGGCUGGCAUUCAACGCCUUCUCCAGCUCUCGCUGGCAAUCCGUCCCGCUUAACUGCGGGGUGAUACCCAGCGAUUUCCCUGACACUAUCCAAUGGUGCCAAGAACUUGCCGCUCUCCGUAUCCUUGUCUGGAUUGAGUGGCUCAUGUUCUUUUUCACCACGAUCAUCACCCUGCGUUACUCUAUUACCCAGAGCAACCUCGGAAACAAGCACAUCUUCAGGAUGCCUCUUUCCCGUUACGAUCCUUCCAUCCGCCCCGACGAAAACACGGACUUCGUUGAAUAUGGCCGCGAUAGUCAAUUCCUUCCAUACGCCAAGAUGAACUGA